CUUUAUUCCCCCCAUUGGUUAAUUACAGGUUAAUGCUCCACCUAAUCUCUCCCUUAAUUCCCUCUUUGUUUCAUUAUAUUCUCCACGUUUCCUCUCUAUAUAUUAACCCCAACUCUCUCUUCUCAUCUCAUAAUUCCAAGUUUCGAACCUGUUCUCAACAUAACUCGGCGGUUCUCUCGCCCAUUUCCAUGGAAAAAUUCUGGAAUCUUACGCUACUUCUCUCCGUUUUGACCUCCAUUACGGUAUACUCAACAGCUGAGAGAUGCUCAAGCUACCAGUUCUCGAGCAACCGUGCGUUCGAGUCGUGUAAUGAGCUCCCUGUUCUGGAUUCAUUCCUCCACUACAACUACGACGCUUCGUCCGGAAUUAUGGAGUUGGCUUACAGGAGGACGAAGGUGACGACGGGGAGAUGGGUUGCAUGGGCAGUGAACCCGACGUCCACAGGCAUGGUGGGCUCUCAGGCCAUCGUGGCUUACCCUCUGCCCGACGGCACAGUCAGGGUCUACACCUCCCCCAUCAGAAGCUACCAGACCACCAUGCAGGAGGGUGAUCUCAGUUUCAACGUCUCUGGGCUGUCGGCCACUUACCAGGACAACGAGAUUGUCAUAUUCGCGAGUCUGCAGCUUCCCGGUGGAACGAUCAAUACGGUGUGGCAAGAUGGGACUGUGUCGGGGAACACUCCUCAGCCUCAUUCCACAUCUGGGGAUAAUGUCCGGUCCAUCUCCACCAUCAAUCUCAUCUCCGGCGUGUCUGGAGCCGUGGGAGGAGGGGGUUCGAAGCUCCGGAAGCGUAACAUACACGGGGUGCUGAACGGGGUGAGUUGGGGGAUAAUGAUGCCAAUGGGGGCCAUAAUCGCUCGGUACAUGAGAGUGUUCGAAGCAGCGGAGCCAGCGUGGUUCUACCUCCACGCUUUCUGCCAAGCAUCAGCAUACAUAAUAGGAGUAGCAGGCUGGGCCACCGGCCUUCAACUCGGAGCUGAAUCAGCCGGCAUCCGAUAUGACACCCAUCGAGCCAUCGGGAUCACACUCUUCUCUCUGGCAACUCUCCAGGCGUUUGCGUUGUUUCUGAGGCCGAGACCGGAGCACAAGCAGAGGAAGUACUGGAACAUAUACCACCACACGUUAGGGUAUGGGAUAAUAGUACUGGGAGUGGUGAACGUUUUCAAAGGGCUCGGCAUAUUGAGCCCGACAAGGCAGUGGAGGGACUCUUACAUCGGGAUAGUGGUGGCGCUUGCCAUCCUCGCCCUCCUCCUCGAAGCUUUCACUUGGUAUCUCGUCCUUAAGAGAAGGCGGCUCCAGCAGCAUUCCUCCAAAUCCUCUUCCCGCCCAGACGCCGGUCCUCGUCCCUUUCCUUAGCCAUUCUCCCUUUUUUUUUUUUUUCCUUUUUGCAAAAUAUGGACCGUAUGGUAUGGUGUUUAUGGAUUUCUCGCCUUUCUUGGGCUGAGUUUUUUUUUU
This is a messenger RNA of Tarenaya hassleriana, 1454 nucleotides long. Its product is annotated as cytochrome b561 and DOMON domain-containing protein At4g17280. The record is from RefSeq and is a predicted model, not a curated record. NCBI's taxonomy places the organism in Eukaryota, Viridiplantae, Streptophyta, Magnoliopsida, Brassicales, Cleomaceae. The coding region runs from base 33 to 1355 and encodes 440 amino acids. The transcript has 3 exons.